GAGCCAUGGCUGGCCGCGGAGCCUUCCCGCUCAGCCCGCUGCCUCCUGCCGCCGCCCCGCCGCCCCCGGGGCCCGGCCCCGCCAUGCUGAGGGGCCCCAGUCCGGCUCCGGCAGCCGCUGCCGCCCCGGGCUACCGCCCCAUGGGCCCCGCCGCCGCGCAGUACCAGCGCCCAGGGAUGCCACCCGGCGGCAGGAUGCCCAUGGCAGGGAUGCAGGUGGGACCACCAGGGGCACCUCCCUAUGGAGCAGCCUCCCCGAUGAGACCUGGGCUACCACAGGCCAUGAUGGACCCCUUCAGGAAGCGCCUGCUGACCCCCCAGGCACAGCCCCCCAUGGCUGCCCAGAGGAGAGGGGUGAAGAGGAGGAAGAUGGCUGACAAGGUCCUGCCCCAGAGGAUCCGGGAGCUGGUCCCAGAGUCCCAGGCUUACAUGGACCUGUUGGCUUUCGAGCGCAAGCUGGACCAGACCAUCGCUCGCAAGAGGAUGGAGAUCCAAGAGGCCAUCAAGAAGCCCCUGACUCAAAAGAGGAAGCUGAGGAUUUACAUCUCCAACACCUUCACCCCAGCCAAAGAAGAAGGGGAGGGUGGGGAACGUGUGGCCUCCUGGGAGCUGCGUGUGGAGGGCAAGCUGCUGGAGGAUCCCAGCAAGCAGAAGAGGAAGUUCUCCUCCUUCUUCAAGAGCCUUGUGAUUGAGCUGGACAAAGAGCUGUAUGGGCCAGACAACCAUCUGGUGGAGUGGCACAGGCUGCCCACCACGCAGGAGACCGACGGCUUCCAAGUGAAGCGUCCUGGCGACGUCAAUGUGAAGUGCACUCUGCUGCUCAUGCUGGACCACCAGCCCCCGCAGUACAAGCUGGACCCUCGGCUGGCUCGCCUGCUGGGGGUGCACACCCAGACCCGUGCCAGCAUCAUGCAGGCUCUCUGGCUCUACAUCAAGCACAACAAGCUGCAGGACAGCCACGAGAAGGAGUACAUCAACUGCAACCGCUACUUCCGCCAGAUCUUUAACUGCGUCCGGAUGCGCUUCUCUGAGAUCCCAAUGAAGCUGGCAGGGCUCCUGCAGCACCCAGAUCCCAUCAUCAUCAACCACACCAUCAGUGUGGACCCCAACGACCAGAAGAAGACAGCCUGCUACGACAUCGACGUGGAGGUGGACGACCCCCUCAAGGCUCAGAUGAGCAACUUCCUGGCUUCCACCACCAACCAGCAGGAGAUUGCUUCCCUGGAUGCCAAGAUCCACGAGACCAUCGAGUCCAUCAACCAGCUGAAGACGCAGCGCGACUUCAUGCUGAGCUUCAGCAACAACCCCCAGGACUUCAUCCAGGAGUGGAUCAAAUCCCAAAGGAGAGACCUCAAGAUCAUAACAGACGUGAUCGGGAACCCCGAGGAGGAGCGGCGAGCGGAGUUCUACCAGCAGCCCUGGGCACAGGAGGCUGUGGGCAGACACAUCUUUGCCAAGGUCCAGCAGCGCCGGCAGGAACUGGAACAAGUGCUGGGGAUCCGCCUCACCUAAGGGGCGGGCGGGGGGCCCGGGCAGCUCCCUCUCCCCUCCCCUCUCCCCGCAGCCCCCACCCCGAGCCCCGGGGCACCUCUGACUGGAAUCAAACACAGCACUUGCACAAAGCCCUACGUGCCUGGAGGGAUUCAGAGCCACUUGUACCCCCCCACCCCCACCCCCAAAGCCCCAACCCGGGCUCCCCUCGGCCAGGAAAAGCUCCAGCCACAAGCAGAGCAACAGCAGAGGGUUCCCCUACCCCGGGUUGCACCCCCCCAGCCCCACCUCUGCUGCAUUCACCCCACCCUGCUUCUGCAGCACUCAACAUGCAGCACCUCCCCCAAUUCCUGCUUGCUCCCCCACAUCUGGCCAAAAAAACAAACAACCCCAACCCCCAAACCCCCACUCCUGGAGCUGCUGCAGUGGGGAGAAAGCUGCCCAGGAGCUGCUGCCAGAUCCCCUCCUCCCUGAGCCCAGCUGCUGCCCCCCACCAAGGCAGGCUCAGCCUUGCCCCCUCUUCAUUUUCUUUCUCUCCUCUUUCUCUUUUCCCUCUCUUCAACCAAAGUCAUUUCGUUUGUGUCAUUCCAGCCCCCACCCCCCACCCCGUGGCCCCCGAGGAUGUCUUUGCACUAUUUUUUUUUUGUGACCAGGUUUUGUAGGAAAAAAAAAAGGAGAAAAAAAGAAAAACACUUAAAAAAACCCCAAAAAACCACCACCAAACCCAAGGAUUUUGUACAGGGGGUGGGGGGGGGUUUGUACCUGAGGAAUAUAUUGAGUUGCCUCGAUCUAUGCAGUGCUUUUUUGUGGUGUCCUCCCCCAAGGGCUGCUGCCUUGGCCCAAACUGGUCUCUGGGGUUGGGGUUUUGCCUCUGUACCUCUGAGUUGUGUUGUUUUUUUAAGGGUUAAGUUUGGACAAUCAGUUCAUUAGGUUCACCCCAAGCCCUCCCCCACCUCCUCCCCUCUCCCCCCCUCCUUUUUCCUGCUCUUUGCUGUCGUUAGUGACUUAUCUUGAGCUCUCAGGGGUUGGUGGAGGGGAGGGGGGGGAAAAGAAGGGGUAGCUCUGCCCACCCUCUCCCUUCCUCCCCAUCAUCAAAGAGCCUGUGGGCACGGCAGGGCUCUGGCAGUCAGCGGGCACCAAGAGAACUGGAGCUAGGGGGGGAUGGGGGCAACUGGGGAUGAGGGGAGCCGCUGAAGUGCCUUAACCCUGCUGCCCACUCCCCCUUCUCCCUGCCCCUAGGCUCUUCCCAGCUUGGGGUGGAGGGGAGAAGGGAGCUGGGGCUGUUGGAGGGGAUGGGGGAAGGGCGUUUACAUAUUGCCAGGGCUCAGGGGUGCCUGCUCUGCCUCUUGUGUAACCAUUUCUUACUUUGGGGAAUUGGUUCUUUUUUUUGGGGGGGUUCUUCUUUUGGAUAUUUUCUAAUAAAAACAGUUAGCAGCA
Messenger RNA from Pogoniulus pusillus (Red-fronted tinkerbird), 2927 nucleotides. It is a transcript of the gene SMARCD2, whose product is annotated as SWI/SNF related, matrix associated, actin dependent regulator of chromatin, subfamily d, member 2. Lineage: Eukaryota; Metazoa; Chordata; Aves; Piciformes; Lybiidae. The transcript has 13 exons. Bases 6 to 1511 code for a protein of 501 amino acids. Gene Ontology annotation, molecular function: transcription coregulator activity. Gene Ontology annotation, cellular component: nucleus; SWI/SNF complex. Gene Ontology annotation, biological process: regulation of transcription by RNA polymerase II. The record is from RefSeq and is a predicted model, not a curated record.